AUGACUGUGGAAAAUAUAUAUAAUGAAGAGUCACGAAAUUCCCCCGAGCAAGAGAUUGCAGAAUUGCAAAGUGAAUGUAAGAAGGCACUAAAAAAUACAUUAAGAAUUGCUGCAGAUGCAAAUGAAAUUUCCUUGCAUAGUGCAACUAAGUUAAAUGAGCAAACAGAACAACUAUACAAGAUUGAGGAUGAAACUGAAAAGAUAAAAGAUAAUCUUGAUAAGACAGAACGUGCAAUAAAUUCCUUAAAAAAUCCCUUUUUGUUUUGGUUUAAAGGUUUAUUUCGACAAAAUGAAUCGAAAAGUAUAAAGCCAGCUCCCAUUUCUAAUUUUCAAAAGGAUAAAAAUACUCAUAAUAAAGAAACGUGUCAUGUAAUCUCUGAUUUUCCAAAAGAGCGCAAGUUAUAUUGUAAAGAUCUUGACGAUCGUCAUGAAUUUAACAAUGAAAUUGACGAAGGGUUAGAACAAAUCGGCGAUAUGUUAAAAGAAAUGCACAACAGAGCAAUAAGUAUGAAUACUGCAUUGAAAAAUCAGGGAGGAAUACUGAAUAAUAUAGAUGCAAACAUCUACAGUAACAACUCAAGAAUGAAAGAUCAAAGAACAGAGUUGGGGAAAUUUAUUAGAAAAUAA
Cryptosporidium ubiquitum is the source of this 627-nucleotide messenger RNA. Its product is annotated as SNARE domain-containing protein. The record is from RefSeq and is a predicted model, not a curated record. The coding region runs from base 1 to 627 and encodes 208 amino acids. Gene Ontology annotation, cellular component: plasma membrane. The transcript has a single exon. NCBI's taxonomy places the organism in Eukaryota, Apicomplexa, Conoidasida, Eucoccidiorida, Cryptosporidiidae.